UGCCCAAAAAUGUGAAACGCAAUCCGAGCACCAGGUCACAGCGAGUAGCUAUUUUAAACUGUAAAAAACUCCGCUUAGCUCGAGAGGAAUAUGGAAGCAGGCGAAAGCGGACUCUUGGCUGGAAUUAAAAUAAAAUGACGGAACCUCAUUCGUCGCUCCGCGUUUAUUCAGCUUAUACAUUUUGCGUGUUUUUGUUGCUUGCGUUUUUCUCAUGUCUCUCCCGGUAGUUUUGCCUGGAUCGUGUUGUCGUUUAACCGGGACUUCUCUCACCCCUCAGUUCGCCGAUCCGUCUCGAAGGAGCCGCUGUAUGGCCACAGUUCCUUGGCGGAUGCGGGGAUCGGAGUCGCGGUUGGUGCCGCCACUGCUGCCCGCGCGCCCGCUUCUCUCCCUCGGUCUGCUACAGCUGGUGCUCGGCUGCUCCAUGGUGGCUCUCUCGUUUGGAGCUCUUUCACUCAGCAACUCGCCUCCUGUCCGCAAUUCCUGUCCGUUUUGGGCAGGAUCAUCAGUUAUCCUGUCGGGGAUUAUCGGCCUCACCACAUGGAAGCGACCCAUGCUCCUGUUGGUGAAUCUGUUCGUGUUGCUGUCCAUGGUGUGUAUCCUGCUGAACCUAGCAGGCUUUAUCCUCUGCUGUCAGGGGGCUCAGCUGGUGUCCAGCACCAUCCACUGUCAGCCGGAUGGAAAUAGUGGUAUCUGUAACUGCUGUGCCGACAGCCCUAGCAAGUGUCAAGAUGAGGAGGUGAUAAAGAUUUAUGCAGGAAACUCAUGUGCAUCGAUGAGAGUGCUGCUGAAGAAAGUUCUGUUUGCGCUGUGCGCAUUGAAUGCGCUGACCACCGUAGUGUGUCUGAUUGCAGCUGCACUCAGAUACCUGCAGAUUUUCUCCACAAGACGGCCCUGUAUGGAAGAGCCACGAAACAUUGUAGAGGAAGAAGAGCAGCCACACGUUCCUGAUCCUGAUGACUUUGUUCCACCCGCACCACCUCCUUCCUACUUUUCCACCUUCUACACUUACACACCACGGCUGGCACGCAGGAUGUUUGGUGACAGUGUGAUCCCGCUGCCUCACAUAUACGGGGCAAGGAUUAAAGGUGUAGAAGUUUUCUGUCCACUUGACCCUCCUCCACCCUAUGAAGCUGUGGCAGCAAGGCAGGCUGAGCCUUCACAGGUGCCGGACCCUGAGGUUCAAGUGACAGAUCAGAGUGAGGGUGUGCCAGACUGCCCUGAAACAGACACACCAGGCGAUGACAGGUGCAUGCAGACAGCCAUGCUGGGUUCCUCACCGCCCUCACAGUCCAUCACAACCCCGAGCAGCAGAAAGCCUCGUAGACCACGACACCGCAGGUCCAACAGUGACCCUGUUCUCCUGGACCUGACUGCUAAAGCAGUAAUGAGCUGUGAAGCAGCCACACAGACAGACGUAGGUCCUGGGUCAGCGGUGGUGUCGGGGCCCGAGACAGAACAUUCGGUUGUCACUCUGCGGCGGGGGAGGGGCAAUCGCAGACCACGCCCCUCCUCUAUGGUGGACUACCAAAGCUAUAGAGACACCAAGCUCCUAGUGGCACGUUUCCUGCAGCAGCAGUCGCCUUGUAGCCUGACGCCAGAGGUGGAGGAGCUGAUCAACAGCAUUAAGAGCGUACUGCGCUCUGAUCAGGAACACAUGGAAGAGGCUGUGCGCUGUGCCACCUUAAUCCAGCAGGUGAUGAGCGUGUCAGAGAGAGGACAGGGGCAGGGGCAGGGGCAGACAUCAUGUGCCAGACAGACGCAGCCAGAUUGCACGUCUAACACACUGCCUCUGCGAAAGCGUCCGGGGCUCCUUCACCUGCGCAGCUGUGGAGACCUCAGCACCUUCACCUGGGCAGAGCUGCAGGUCAGUGGGCAAAGCAGACCGAGCUCUCGGGCCAACUCGAGGACGGGUUUUCGGACUGGAUCCCGCCGGCUGGCCCAGGAUCGACCACACAGCCUGAUAGGUGUCUCACGAGAAACCGUUAUCUAAAAGCUGAAAGCUGUUCUGUGUGCUCUAGACGAGGAAUGACACAAAGCUUCAAAAAAGCAGACAUAUAGAAAUUGUGCUUUUUUUUUUUUUUUUUUUUUUUUUUUACAAAAAAGUGUGUGUUUCUAGCAUUCUAAUACUGAUAAGUGUGAGUUUUCUUUGUUUUAAAUAAAUCAGUGGCACAGUUCUUACUUCUGCACUAAACCGCACCAGAGCCUUUAGUAUUGGAUAUUACAGCAGUGAUGAUACACUGUUUCCCUUAAACCAUUAUUAAACAGACACAUUUAUGACAAAAUCAAGAUAGCAAAUAAAUCUUAUGACUUAGACUUAGACUGACUCUAGGGAAUAAUUUACAUAGUCUAUUUUAUUUAUAAAGAUAUUUUUUACUGUUUUAUAUCAAACUUAAACAGACACCAGUUGAUUUAGUCCAAGGAUUCUUUACUGAAACCCAGUGAACUGAAGCUCAGUUAGACAAAAAUCUGUCUUUUUAAACAAGAUGUUAAUAAACUCUGUAGUUAUAAAGCUAAUAACUAUGAACACAAAGGCCUUGAAAUCCCAAAAUUCCCCAUAAUGUAACAUGCAAAUUAUAAGUUCUAAUUAUUUUAUUGAUUUAGUCACCUGCCUUUGAGUCAUGUCCGUAUAUCUCACUUGAGUUCCAGAAUUCAAGGUAAAUGUGCACAUGUAUUACAACCAGACAAGCCUAAAUGAGGGGAUAAGUAUUAAGAUUACUUCCUGGAUCUCUUGCUGAUUUUGUCUGUCUGUGCCCUUCAGUUUUACAACAUGUAACAGAAACUACAAGGGCUAAAUAAAUCUUUGAGGACA
This is a messenger RNA of Tachysurus fulvidraco (yellow catfish), 2809 nucleotides long. It is a transcript of the gene entrep1, whose product is annotated as family with sequence similarity 189 member A2. The transcript is spliced from 11 exons. The record is from RefSeq and is a predicted model, not a curated record. Gene Ontology annotation, cellular component: membrane. NCBI's taxonomy places the organism in Eukaryota, Metazoa, Chordata, Actinopteri, Siluriformes, Bagridae. Bases 212 to 1990 code for a protein of 592 amino acids.